This is a messenger RNA of Sporothrix brasiliensis 5110, 3432 nucleotides long. RefSeq lists its product as uncharacterized. Gene Ontology annotation, biological process: rescue of stalled cytosolic ribosome; ribosome-associated ubiquitin-dependent protein catabolic process. Gene Ontology annotation, molecular function: tRNA binding; ribosomal large subunit binding. The transcript is spliced from 2 exons. The record is from RefSeq and is a predicted model, not a curated record. NCBI's taxonomy places the organism in Eukaryota, Fungi, Ascomycota, Sordariomycetes, Ophiostomatales, Ophiostomataceae. Gene Ontology annotation, cellular component: RQC complex. The coding region runs from base 1 to 3432 and encodes 1143 amino acids.
AUGAAGCAGCGCUUCUCUUCUCUCGAUGUCCGGGCAAUAAGCCACGAGCUCAACCAAUCCCUCGCCGGCAACCGAAUCUCCAAUGUCUACGACCUCGUCCCGCCAUCCGCGGCGACCUCCGGUUCCUCCUCCAACUCACGCACCAUCCUCCUGCGCUUCUCCCGCAACCAGGACAAGCACCAACUUGUCGUCGACUCGGGGUUCCGUUGUCACUUGACAGCCUACGAUGCUCGCGCUUCGGCCAAUGCGUCGGGAACGGGCAGCGGCGGCGGGGCCAACAAUGCGCCCUCGACGUUUGUCAGCCGUCUGCGCACGUUCUUGAACGGCCGCAUAGUCACGGGCGUUGCUCAGGUCGGCACUGAUCGCAUAAUCGAGAUUAGCUUCAACGACGGCCAGCUGCGCCUCUACUUCGAGUUCUUUUCGGCCGGCAAUGUUGUGCUGACAGAUGCCAACUCCAAGGUGUUGGCGCUGCAGCGUACGGUGGCCGCCUUUCGUAGCGCUAGUCUUGAUGUGACGCUCAGUGUUGGCAGUCCGUAUGCUAUUGGUGCCCGGAAGAAUGUCUCAGAGAUUCCGGAAUUGACGCUGGACCGGCUGCGCGAGGUGCUUCAAAAUGCGGUUUCUGCGGAUGUGCCAAAGGCUGCACCAGCCGAGGGCGAAACUGCUCCUGUAGCGACUCCGCCGGCCAAGAAGAAGAAAAAGACAAAGGGCCUCAGUCGCAUCCUGGCCCUUUCUUUCACAGAUCUCUCCCAGGUGCUGAUCGAUCACAUCUUGCUGCUGUCUGAGUUUGAUAUGAAAAGCGCCGCUCAGCCGGAGGACAUCAUGGCCGAUGAGACACGCCUCCAAGCUUUGCUGAAGGUGCUCCAGGAAGUGCGUACCGUGACCGAGGGCCUGACCCAGGCUGGCGCCAACUGCCGUGGCUACAUCAUUGCUACGAAAAAAGAGGUGCCCCAGGAAGACGCACAGGCAGACGAAGGACACGACGACGCAGCAUCGGAAUCGGCGAGCAGCCACCCCACCCCAGCGUCUCGGCGAAGCGAUCUUGACUAUGUCGACUUCCAUCCCUUCAGCCCCCGCCAGUUUGAGAUUGACCCGAAAUAUGUGGUCCUGCCUUUUGCUACCUUCAACCAGGCGGCCGACGAGUUUUUUUCGCACCUGCAAGGCCUCAAGGCAGAUCGCCAGGUCCACCAGCAGGAAUCGGCUGCCUCCAAGAAGCUCGAGGCUACCAAGCGCGACCAGGCACAGCGCAUCGAAUCGCUGCAGGAGACACAGCAACUCAACGCCCGGAAGGCCGCGGCCAUCGAGGCCAACAAGGAUUGGGUGCAGCUGGCCAUUGAUGCCGUCAACGAACAGCUGCAGCUGGGCAUGGACUGGGGUGACCUCCAAGUCAUGAUUGAAAACAGCGCGGCUAGCAACCCGGUGGCGGCGCUCAUCAAGCUGCCUAUGAACCUGGCCGAGGGCACGAUUACUCUUCGGCUGCACGAAGAGCCCGAAGAGGGCUGGGAGGAAGAGUUCGAGGAGGGUGCCUACGAGCAGGAUGAAGAUGGGGACGAAGGCCACGGGACGAUAGAUGUCGAUGUCAAGCUGGCUCUGUCCGUAUGGAGCAAUGCCCGCGAGUACUACGACCAGAAGCGUGUGGCAGCCGUCAAGGAGCAGAAGACCAAGGAGGUCACUUCGUUGGCGCUGCGCAAUGCCGAGAAAAAAGUGGUCGAGGAGCUGAAGCGCGUCCAAAAGACGGGCAAGCCAACACCGCAACUUAUCCGCCGGCAACUCUGGUUCGAAAAGUUUUGGUGGUUCAUCUCGUCCGACGGCCACUUGAUUCUCGCUGCCCGCGAGUCGCAGCAAUGCGAGAUGCUGUACCGUCAGUACCUCCGCCGGGGCGAUGUUUACGUGCAUGCCGAUCUCAAGGGAUCGCCGGGCAUGAUUAUCAUCAAGAACCGCCCCGACACCGAUGUUGACGCGCCAAUCCCACCGGCGACGCUGGCACAAGCCGGAACGCUGGCCGUGUGCGCCUCUGAGGCGUGGGACACCAAGGCCGGCAUGGGUGCGUACUGGGUGCACUCAAACCAGGUCUUCAAGUCGACCGCCAACGGCGACAUCCUCCCGCCCGGCUCCUUCGACGUCCGCGGAGAGAAGAACCAUAUGCCACCGCCGCAGCGUGUGCUCGGGUUCGGUCUGUAUUUCAAAAUUAGCGAUGCCAGCCGAGUCAACCACGGAAAGCACCAGUUCGUAUCGCCACCGACCAACGUCGACGAACAUGGGCCGACCAAAGCCGAGGAAGAUGAAGAGGCAGAGGAGGAGGAAGAGGAGAUAGCAGAGGUUGGCCACAGCGAUGCCGAUGAAAAGCUCGACGAUGCAGGGAAGCAGACACAAGAGCCGGCGGACACGACAGAGGAAGAACCCACACUUGAGCCAGCAGGAAUAGCCGAAGCGGCCGCAGUUGAGGGCAAGGAAGCAGAAGGCGACGGCGGUGGAGAGGCCGAACGUGUGGCAGAAAGUGUGGCAGACGAGAAGGAGGAGCCAGAGGACGAUGCCGACUCGGCCGCUCCAGCGGCGGGAUGGAUCGGAAAGGCACAUUCGCAUCUCCGCGCCAGCUCACCAACGCCGUCCCGGGGCUCGAGCGUCAACACCAGCUCUGGCGGCAGCUCCAAGCGGGGCCAAAAGGGCAAAGCCAAGAAGCUGGCGAAAUACAAAGACCAGGAUGACGAGGACCGGGCCCGCGCCGAGAAGCUUAUCGGCAUUUCCGCCGGCCGCGAGAAGCAGGAGGCCAAGCUGCGUGCCAAGGCCCAGCGCGAGGCCGAGAUUGCGGCCUACGAAGAGCGCCGUCGCAUCCAAAAGGAGAAGCAGCUGCAGAAAAUGCGUGAUUACGAAGCGGCGCGGCAGGCCAAGAUGAAGGCUGGCGGCGACAAUGGCAAUGGCGGCGGCGCACUCGGCAACACGGACGACGCUGAUGACGCCGGCAGCCUGGACGUGCUCAGCUCUCUUGUUGCGCGGCCUGCCCCCGGCGACGAGGUCCUCGAGGUGGUUCCCGUUUGCGGGCCCUGGAUGGCACUGUCCAAGCUCAAGUACAAAGUCAAGAUGCAGCCGGGCCCGACGAAGAAGGGCCGUGCCAUGCGGGACGUGCUGGAGCGGUGGCGGCGCGUCGGUGAGGCCGGCAAGGCCAACCCCAAUGUCAUCGACGAGGAGAGCCGCGACCCGGAGCGCAUGUGGCCGCGGGAGGUGGAGCUGAUCUCGGGUAUCAAGAUGGAGGAGGCGUCCAACAGCGUGCCGGUGGGCAAGCUGACUCUGAUGCAGGGCGGCGGCGGUAGCGGAGGGGGAGGAAAGGGCGGCAAGGGUGUCAAGGGCGGCGCGGGCAAAGGCGGCAAAGGCAAGGGUGUUGGGAAGAGCGGUGCAGGAGGCGGCAAAGGUGGGAAGGGCGGAGGUGGGAAGAGAUGA